Molecule: messenger RNA, 876 nt
Organism: Vicia faba (fava bean)
Lineage: Eukaryota; Viridiplantae; Streptophyta; Magnoliopsida; Fabales; Fabaceae
Source: the annotation of a GenBank genome assembly
AUGUUAGUUCAUUGUGUAAACUUUUCUUUAACAUUUAAAAUUUUAUUAUUUGGAAUUCAUAAAUGGAGUUCUCAUCUAUGUGUUCAUAUAUUACAUACCCCAUACGGGAUUUCAUCUCAACCGUUUACAACCGCGAGGUUCUCUCUCUCUCUCUCUCUCAUGGUUGUUGUUUAUAUUUUUGUUUUUCACCCCGUUACAGGAUUAGGGUUUCGUCGUCACGACUGUAACUGUAUUUCAUCGAUGGAUACCAAUAAUGGAGUACCGAAUCAAGGUGAUUGGAGAGGUCAAUUGCACCCUGGAUCACGCCAAAGAAUUGUCAACAAAAUAAUGGAAGCUAUAAAAAAGCAUUUACCCGUGUGUGGUCAAGAGGGAUUGCUUGCAAUUCACAACAUUGCCCAAAUGUUUGAAGACAAGGUUUUUACUAUUGCAACAAGCCAGUAUGAUUAUAUAAAGAAAAUAUCUAUGAAGAUGCUUGCAUUUGAGACUCAAUUCCAGAGCACUACGGUCACCAAUAUAACAUCAUUAUUGGAUAUGCUUACACUAGAGGCGGACCCCCAGGACACUAUGGCCAACACUAUAACAUCAUCUGUGGAUAGGGAGACUGAAUCCCAGGGCAAUAUGGCCAACAAGGAGACUGAAUCCCAGGGCAAUAUGGCCAACAAUAUAACAUCAUCUUUGGAUAUGCAGACUGAAUCCCAGGGCACUGUGGCCAACAAUAUGACAUCGAAUCAAGUUGCCCCUAUCAAUGAACUUCUUGACCCAGAGUGGAUUUUUACUUAUUCAACAAACAAGGCUGAUUAUGAGGCAUUGAAAUCUAACUACCAGGGCUCUGAGAAGAACUUUAUAGCAUUGGAGUUGGCACAACUAAUGAAAUGA